Plodia interpunctella (Indianmeal moth) is the source of this 629-nucleotide messenger RNA. Its product is annotated as sex-determining region Y protein-like. Gene Ontology annotation, cellular component: extracellular matrix. NCBI's taxonomy places the organism in Eukaryota, Metazoa, Arthropoda, Insecta, Lepidoptera, Pyralidae. The record is from RefSeq and is a predicted model, not a curated record. The transcript is spliced from 4 exons. Bases 40 to 534 code for a protein of 164 amino acids.
UUCAGUAUUCAAACAAUCAACGUUACAACCAACGGAAAAAUGUGUUCCAAGAUCAUCGUAAUUGCCUGUACCCUUGCCGUGGUAUCAGCUCGGCCACAACAUGAGCAUGACUCGCAUGGUCACGCGUACUCCUCACAGAGCAUCGUACUGCACCAGAGUCAUCCUCAAGAGCUGCGUGAGCCCGCUCACCAAGAACAACAACAACUUGUAUACUUACACCAGCCUGUCCACAGCGUCCAUGCGCCGCAACAACAAGAACAGCAAUAUCAUCAGGAGGACCACCAUGUUGACUACUAUGCCAUCCCCAAGUACACAUAUGAGUACAAAGUGGAGGACCCUCACACGCACGACAGCAAGUACCAGCGCGAGACCCGCGACCACGACGUCGUCAAGGGCGAGUACAGUCUGCACCAGCCCGACGGCAGGAUCAGGAUCGUCAAAUACACCGCCGACAAAAAGAAUGGUUUCCAAGCUGAAGUCAAAUACGAGGGUCACGCUCAGCACAUCGUUCCUGAACAACAUGGCCACCAUUGAUCUGUCAAUACUCCAACCUCUGUGAUAUCUACCAUAAGCUGUUAUGUGAUUGUUGAUUUGUUGUACAUAUAAAAAUAAAAUGUAGUACUGUUUAA